Molecule: messenger RNA, 945 nt
Organism: Triticum turgidum subsp. durum (durum wheat)
Lineage: Eukaryota; Viridiplantae; Streptophyta; Magnoliopsida; Poales; Poaceae
Source: the annotation of a GenBank genome assembly
AUGUGCGAGCCAUGCCACCCGUCGCUGCCGCAGGUCGGCAACCUCUUCUCACCAAGCGCGUCGCCCACAUUCCACGGCGUCCACAACAACGAUCCUGUUUGCACCACACCCUACAGGAAGACGGCUCACGGCUGCUCCUUCCACUUCUCUUCGGUCACCGGGUACCUCUCGCGCGACACCUUCCACCUCCGCACCGGCCGAUCGGGCGCGAUCAGGGAGUCUAUUCCUCGUGUUGUGUUUGGUUGCGCACACUCGUCCACUGGGUUCCACAAUGACAACACCCUUGAUGGGGUGCUCUCCUUGAGCCACCUGCCACUCUCGCUCCUGACACAACUUGGUGGGCAUGCCAGUGGGAGGUUCUCCUACUGCCUCCCCCUGCCCACCGUGCACAAUCCCCAUGGCUCCCUCUUUCUCGGCGCCAACGUCCCAAGCCCUCCGCCGCAUGCCCACACGACCAACCUCGUCAUACGUCCCGGCGUCUCGGGCUACCACCUCAACCUCGUCGGCAUCACCCUAGGGUACAAGCGUCUCAAGAUCGACAAGCGCGUCUUCGACGGCCACAGUUGCAGCAUCAACCCAGCGGAGACCAUCACACAUUUCGCGGAGCCGAUAUACCUUGUCGUGGAAAAAGCAUUGGUGGCGCGCAUGAAGGAGCUAGGGUCGGACCCGGUGAAGGGGCCACCGGGCGGCCCGCUUUGGUUUGACCGGAUGUACAAAUCGGUGAAGGAGCAGCUCCCCAACAUGGCGUUUCACUUUGAGGGCGGCGCCGAGCUGUGGUUCACAUCGGAUCGGCUGUUUGAGGUGCACGGCAUGAACGCAAGGUUCAUGGUCGCCGGCCGUGGGUACCGCCGGACGGUGAUUGGCGCCGCACAGCAGGUGAAUACGCGGUUCACGUUCGACGUCCCCCGGGGGAAGCUGUCCUUCGUGUCGGAGGUGUGCGACUGA